UUUAUGUAUUUGAGUGAACGGACCCUUUAACAAGGAACAGGACUUUUAUUUUGAAGGCGAGAGUUUGCAGCUGUGCUGAGUAUAAACACUGCUGGGCUAACAUCAGGUCUUGAGCCAUGUCAGUGUGUUCAGCCCUACUGAACUGCCGGAUAGCUGGAGGCUGCUGCAGGGUGUGGCGUGGUGUUCCUCGACCGCGCAUCCACAUCAGAUCAGCCAGUGUAGCAGAGUCGGGCACAAGAAGAUCUGAUGAAGAACAACUCUGGGAGGCAGAAGGCAAUUUGCCGUUCUCCAGAGCCAAGAUAGGACCUUUCUUUCAGGAGAGGCCACUGCUGAAGAACCCAUUUCUAGAGGAUGCCUUGCUCAGGGGAUACCUGAGGAGACACCUGCCCCAGGAGGCAGCUUUCACUGACUUGUGUGCAUUUGGAGAGCGUGUGGCAAAUGAGGUGGACGGGUGGGGCCGAGAGUGUGAGGCUACCCCUCCACGGUUGGUGCACUUUGACCCCUGGGGUCGCAGAGUGGACCACAUCGUGACCUCCCCGACCUGGAAACGCAUGAAGGAACUGUCAGCACAGGAAGGACUGGUUGCCAUUGGUUAUGAGAGGCCAUGUGGGGAGUGGAGUCGUGUUUACCAAAUGAGCAAGUUGUACAUCUUCUCUCCCUCCUCUGGUCUCUACACGUGUCCUCUGGCCAUGACUGAUGGAGCUGCUAAAGUCAUCCAGUCCAUAGAUGCUUCGUGGCUAGUAGAUGAGGCCUACAGUCGCUUGACCACCCGUCAGCCUGAACGUUUCUGGACGUCUGGACAGUGGAUGACAGAAAGACAGGGAGGAUCUGACGUGGCCAGCGGCACAGAGACGGUGGCCGUCCCCCAAACAGAUGGUUCAUACAAACUACACGGCUUCAAGUGGUUCACCUCUGCUACAGAUGCAGACAUGACUCUCACACUGGCGAGAAUUCAGGACAGAACAGGAGCAACCACUCCAGGUAGCAGGGGUUUGUCUUUGUUCUACGCAGAGGUGAGUAGAGAUGAGGAAGGCCAGCUAAAGGGUAUAGAGGUUCAGAGACUGAAGGACAAACUGGGCACAAGACAGAUGCCGACUGCUGAGUUACUGCUGGAUGGCCUGCCGGCACAUAGGCUCUCAGAGGAAGGGAGAGGUGUGGCCUCCAUAGCUAACAUGCUAACUAUAACCCGGAUCCACAAUAGCGUCUCUGCAGUAGCCGCAAUGAGAAGGGUUGUCCAGUUAGCUCGUGACUACGCCACUCGCCGGACUGCCUUUGGAAAGCUUCUUAAAGAGCACCCACUGCACAUGCAGACUCUCGCUAGGAUGGAGGUGGAGACACGUGGAGCGUUCCUUCUGGUGAUGGAUGUGUGUCGUCUGUUGGGCCGAGAGGAAAGCGGCAUGGCGAGCCAGCUCGAUACACACCUGUUACGUCUGCUCACUCCUGUGGUCAAACUGUACACUGGGAAGCAGGCCGUGGCUGUGGUGUCUGAGGGUUUGGAAAGCUUCGGGGGACAGGGAUACAUUGAGGAUACCGGUUUGCCUGGACUACUUCGUGAUGCACAGGUGUUAAGUAUAUGGGAAGGUACAACAAAUGUUUUGUCUCUGGAUGUUCUGCGUUCUGUGGCUCGCAGCUCAGGAAUGGUUCUUCACGCUUACUUCACCCAUACCAAGUCCCUGCUUGCAAGUGCAUCAAGUGUUUCUUCAUUGGCCUCAGCAGUCAAAGCAGUAGAUGCUGCUCUCUCUGAACUAGAGCACUUUGUUCAGGUAGCAGCUACCAGAGCACCCGGCUCUCUGGAAUUAGCAGCCAGAGACCUGGCAUACAGCCUGGCUCGCAUCUACAUGGGUGCUCUUCUCAUUGACCAUGCGUGUUGGAAAGGAGCCUCUCCAUCUGACACCUAUGCAGCUGUGAGGUGGUGUGAACAAGACUUGUGUCCUGUGGUGACUAAACAAGCGAGAGGCUGCUAUGAUCCUAGUACUCCACCACUCGAUGCCGUGCUAGUGUAUGACCGGCCGAUCCAAGGCUGAAUGUUCAUUGAUAACAGAUGAAUGUUAACUGAUAACGGGUGAAUCUGUCACUUAAUCUGCAAUUGCUGUGCCUCACUUUAAUUCUGUGGCAGAAUUUGUAUUGUAGAUGACUGAGUCCAUAUUUUAUAACAAUAAUUAAAAACCCACUUCUGUAAAAACACACACAACUGCACUGUAAAUUAAGUGUCUAAUGCAGUGUAGUUCUGUCUGUGGGAAGCAUUUGUGAUUUGGUAUUUUUGAUAUUUACAUCUGUAUGUGAAGUAUCUGAAUUUUUUGUGUGCAAUAAAUAUGAAACUAUAGAUUUGGA
Micropterus dolomieu (smallmouth bass) is the source of this 2331-nucleotide messenger RNA. Its product is annotated as acyl-CoA dehydrogenase family member 11-like. The transcript is spliced from 15 exons. NCBI's taxonomy places the organism in Eukaryota, Metazoa, Chordata, Actinopteri, Centrarchiformes, Centrarchidae. The record is from RefSeq and is a predicted model, not a curated record. Bases 117 to 2024 code for a protein of 635 amino acids. Gene Ontology annotation, molecular function: oxidoreductase activity, acting on the CH-CH group of donors.